AUGGAUAACAGUAAAUACCAAAUGACAAUUGAGAAAACCGAUGAAUCUGUUUUUGAUAAAGUCACCCCCGAAUUAAAUUUAGUAAAAGAUGAACCCCAAGAAGUUGAAACGUUCAGUAAGUCCGAUAGUGGUUCUUUUAUUGAUUCGUACUCUAUGGAUUACCACGAUAAUAUGGAAAACAUUGAUAAACAUGUAAAAAUUGAACGUGAUGACAAAAUUGACCUUUGCUACGAAGAUAUCAAAACGGAAAUCGUGGAUAAAGGUAACGUGACCGACGAUAUUCGCGAUGACGACAUGACUCAGGACAGCAAGUUGGUGCAAGUUGCUGAUUCAUAUUCUAUGGAUUACCACGAUGAUAUGGACAACAUUAAUGAUGGGAAAAAAAUUAAAUGUGAAGUUGAAAUCGACCUUGUCUACGAAAAUAUAAAAAAGGAGAUCGGGAAAGAGGAUAAUGCAACCGACGAUAUUCGCGAUGACAACAUGACUCAAGACAACAAGCUGGUGCAAGUUGCUGAUUCAUAUUCUAUGGAUUGCCACGAUGAUAUGGACAACAUUAAUGAUAGGAAAAAAAUUAAAUGUGAAGUUGAAAUCGACCUUGUCUACGAAAAUAUAAAAAAGGAGAUCGUGAAAGAGGAUAAUGCAACCGACGAUAUUCGCGAUGACAACAUGACUCAAGACAACAAGCUGGUGCAAGUUGCUGAUUUAUAUUCUAUGCAUUGCCACGAUGAUAUGGACAACAUUAAUGAUGGGAAAAAAAUCAAAUGUGAAGUUGGAAUCGACCUUGUCUACGAAAAUAUAAAAAAGGAGAUCGUGAAAGAGGAUAAUGCAACCGACGAUAUUCGCGAUGAUGACAUGACUCAAGACAACAAGCUGGUGCAAGUUGCUGAUUCAUAUUCUAUGGAUUGUCACGAUGAUAUGGACAACAUUAGUGAUGGGAAAAAAAUCAAAAGUGAAGUUGAAAUCGACCUCGUCUACGAAAAUAUAAAAAAGGAGAUCGUGGAAGAGGAUAAUGCAACCAAUAUUUGUGAUCGCGACAUGACUCCAGGUGUCAAGUUGCUAUGUGCAUUUUACCUCAGUACAGUGACCGAAUCAAAGUCGCAAUGUCAGCAUAUAAUUCUUUAUAAAUAUUGA
Messenger RNA from Leptinotarsa decemlineata (Colorado potato beetle), 1131 nucleotides. RefSeq lists its product as uncharacterized. Gene Ontology annotation, cellular component: nucleus. The record is from RefSeq and is a predicted model, not a curated record. Lineage: Eukaryota; Metazoa; Arthropoda; Insecta; Coleoptera; Chrysomelidae. Gene Ontology annotation, biological process: regulation of gene expression.